Cordyceps militaris CM01 is the source of this 771-nucleotide messenger RNA. Its product is annotated as pre-rRNA-processing protein. Gene Ontology annotation, cellular component: nucleolus. Gene Ontology annotation, molecular function: RNA binding. The transcript is spliced from 3 exons. The record is from RefSeq and is a predicted model, not a curated record. The coding region runs from base 1 to 771 and encodes 256 amino acids. NCBI's taxonomy places the organism in Eukaryota, Fungi, Ascomycota, Sordariomycetes, Hypocreales, Cordycipitaceae.
AUGCCCGCGCCAACCGCCUUGAAGCAGCCGGACGAAGCCCCGCUUCCCUUUGAAGCCAGCGUUGUCGAGCAAGGUGAAGAUGAAUUUAUCCUCGAUGCUUCCGAAGCUGUGACUAGCGAGGGAGAGUUCAUGGCUCCCCAAGAUUUCUCGGGCGAUGUAUCCAUGGCUAUCGACGAAGAGGGCCGACCUCGAUUUGCGCCCGCCAAGGAUAUCGACCCUGUAACACGAGUUGAAACUCGCAAAGUCCCGAUCCCACCGCACCGAAUGACACCGCUCAAACAGAACUGGGCCACCAUCUACCCUCCUCUGGUCGAACACCUCAAGCUCCAGUGCCGAAUGAAUGUGAAGCGCAAGAUGGUAGAACUAAGGACUUCCAAACACACCACCGACUCUGGUGCUCUACAAAAGGGAGAAGACUUCGUCAAAGCGUUUACAUUGGGAUUUGAUGUCGACGAUGCCAUUGCCCUGCUGCGUCUGGAUGACCUCUACAUUGAGACGUUCGAGAUCAAGGACGUACGGACCAUGCACGGGGAUAGUCAGGCUCGUGCUAUCGGUCGAAUUGCGGGCAAGGAUGGCAAGACCAAGUUUGCUAUCGAGAACGCUAGCCGUACGCGAGUCGUCUUGGCUGACUCUAAAAUUCACAUUUUGGGAGGCUUCAAGAACAUUCACAUGGCUCGUGAAUCUAUCGUUAGCCUUAUUCUUGGAAAGCCCCCCGGCAAGGUGUACGGCAACCUGCGCACCGUGGCGGCGCGCAUGAAGGAGCGAUUCUAA